Naegleria lovaniensis is the source of this 1107-nucleotide messenger RNA. RefSeq lists its product as uncharacterized. The transcript has a single exon. Gene Ontology annotation, molecular function: protein-folding chaperone binding. Bases 1 to 1107 code for a protein of 368 amino acids. Lineage: Eukaryota; Heterolobosea; Eutetramitea; Acrasida; Naegleriidae. The record is from RefSeq and is a predicted model, not a curated record.
AUGGAAAAGAAAUUUUUUGAAUAUUCCGAGAAGGCUCAACGAACCUUAUCGGAAGCAAAUCAGAAAAUGUCAAAUACUGGUUUCAAAUCUAUACAAGAAAUUCGUGUCAUGAGUGAAAAUUUAUUUAAACGAAUUGAAGAAUUAGAUUCCUUAGAUUUGUCACUUGUUCCAACUCUAAGACAAGAACGAAAAGAAGCCAUUCGAAAAAUUCAAAUAUUAUGUGAUACUUUGGACCAUCAUGUUCGAUCUGUCGCUGAAUUGGAUCAACAUAAUUUCAACUUUAAAAAUUCCAAUGUGACAUGGAUGUCAUUAUUGCAACACUCUUAUUCGAUUGAGAGUGGAAAUGCAACUCCAAAUUUGGAAUUUUUGAACGAGUUGAGCAAGGUUGAUCAUAAGGAUAUUGCUUCUUCUCUGCAAACUUAUCGAUUAUUUAUGAAUGAAUUUCAUCCCUUAUCACUGGAUGUUAAAACACGAAAAGAGGAAUUUCAAAAACUCAUUACUGACAGUUUCAAGUUAUUGCUUAACAUUGUUCAAAUUGUUCAACCAUUCUAUCAACAAUUGUCUCCAAUUACGCAUGCACAACAAGUGGCCAAUCAAUUCAUCCAAACUGUGGAAUCACAAUGGAAAACUAACGGUCUUGCUUCACUCGCCAACACCAUCGUUCCAAAUUCAACUUGUACCUAUUCGCAACUCUGUGCUCAUCAUGUGAACGUUCUCAAAAAAACCAUUGUACAAUUAGAGACAUCCAAAGACAGUUCACUCUUAAAAGAAGUACGAUCGAUUCACAUUUCUCAAUCCAUGAAGGCACUUGUCAAGUUGGAAAUGUUAUCAAAUUUAUUGAACAUUUGUCCAGUAUUGCAGAGCGUGAGUGAAUUAUUGGCCAACAAUGGAAAUCAUGUGACCUCUCUGAAACAAGCUCAAUCCCAAUUACAAGGAAUUUCCAAGAUGGUUGAAAAUUUGAAAUAUGAAGAAGGUCUUGAUGAUUUGUAUUAUUUACAAAUUGCUCAGACUCAAAGCUCAUACAUGUUCAUGAGUUCACAAUUACCAUCCAUUAUUUCAUUUUUCACAUCUAUUGAAGAAUUUUCUAAACACAACAAGAAUUGGUAA